Molecule: messenger RNA, 1097 nt
Organism: Ichthyophthirius multifiliis
Lineage: Eukaryota; Ciliophora; Oligohymenophorea; Hymenostomatida
Exons: 3
Biological process (GO): transmembrane transport; lipid transport
Cellular component (GO): membrane; intracellular membrane-bounded organelle
Molecular function (GO): ATP hydrolysis activity; ABC-type transporter activity; lipid carrier activity
Source: RefSeq, a predicted model, not a curated record
AAAUUUUAUCAGGAGAAAUACAACCUACAAGUGGAGAAUGUCAUAUAGCAGGAUAUUCAGUUUAGACAUAAUUAGAAUAGGCUAGAAUGAAUAUAGGAUAUUGUCCUUAAUUUGAUGCUUUAUUAGAAAAUCUUACAGCAAGGGAGCAUUUGAACUUAUAUGCAUCUAUUAAAGGUAUUCCUAAAUCUAUAAGAGCAGAGUUAGUUUAAAAAAAAUUAGAAGAAAUGGACUUACUUAAAUUCGAAGGAUAUUGCGCUGGUACUUUUUCUGGAGGAAACAAGAGAAAAUUAUCUGUAGCUAUUGCUAUGAUUGGAAACCCUUCAAUUAUAUUUUUAGAUGAACCUUCUACUGGAAUGGACCCUGCUGCUAGAUAAUUUAUGUGGAAAGUAAUUAAAAGAAUAUCUACUGUAAAUAAACAUUCUUCCAUUAUCUUAACAACUCAUUCAAUGGAAGAAGCUGAGCAAUUAUCUUCUAAAAUGGCUAUUUAAGUAGAUGGAUAAUUAAAAUGUUUAGGUACUAUUUAAUAAAUUAAGCAUAAGUUUGGUAAAGGAUAUGAAGUAGAAGUUAAAAUUAAAAAGCCUUCAGUUGAGCAUAAAAGCUCUUUAUGUUAAAAAACAGGAUUAUAAUAAAAUGAUAAAAUAUUAAUUAAUGAUUUACCCAAUAUUUUAAGUAAAUUGAAUGCUAUGGAUUUAUAAUAUUUGAUUUCUGAAGAUCAAUCAGGAUCUGUUAUUUAUAAAGAAUUAAAUAGUUAAAAAGGUAUUACUUUUGAAAAUCUAUAUGAAUUUAUAUAUUUUGAAAAAUAAGGAAUUUAAAUCAAGAAAUUUUUAGAAAAGGAAUUUGGAAAUAUUGAAGUUAUAGAACAUCUCGAAGAUUUUUUUAGAUUUAGAAUAGAAUCAAUAAUAAGUAUUGGUAAAAUUUUUGGUUGUUUUGAAAAAAAUAAAGAAUAAUUAAAAAUAUCUGAAUAUUCUUUGAAACAAGCUACAAUAGAAUAAAUAUUUAAUUAAUUUGCAUAAGGAAAAAUUAAUAUUAAUAAACAUAUAAAAAAUAAAAUAACUAAUAAUUAGGUUUAAGAAAUGGAAAAUUUUGAUUAAAAUUGA